AUGUCCGGCCGCGAUAGAGAUGUUGGAAGAAAAUGGGAGUCUGGAUCAGCAAAAAGAAAAAGAAAAGCUGAAAGAACUGCAUCCAACCAGGUUUUGAGUUUAAAUAUGAUGAAGUUCCUCAACCAAACUGCAUCUGGUAGUACAAAAUCGAUAGAUUCAACUUCUACACUACAAACGUCCGAGAUACCGUUGGAAAAUGCCCUCGAUGCACUGAAUACCGAGAGCGAAUGUCAGUUAGACGUAGAGUUUGGAUUAUCCUCUAGCCAAUCGAAAUAUGACGCUGAAACUUUUGUGCUGUCAUCAAGCAAUCAAGAAGAACAGAUUGACAUUGAUUAUCCAAUUCGCAACAACGAUGCCAGUGCCAUAGUUCAGCAAGUUCUUGUUAAUUCAGAUCCGGGAUUUUGGACGUUUCCCAUAACGGAUUCACAGCGUCGUGACAUAGUACAAAGGGGCCCCAUACAGCAAAUAAAUAGCGGUGAUGAAUGUUAUCCCAAAGCGAGUCGCGAAAACGAAGGUGACUCCCGUGGCUACCGCUCAGCGGAGGAGCAGGCUCGCGAGCUGGCCAGGUCCAUCAGGAGGGAGGUGGCUAAACUGGCAGACAAGUGGAACACCUUGGUGGACAGGAGCGACGCCUGGGGACGGUGCUUGGAUGAUGCUGUGCAGGAAGCUGUCACAAUGCCAGUUAAUGCUGGCUCAGGAGGGAGGAUCACGGCGCGCCCAGCCUCGCGCCGCGCCGCGUGCCGACUCAAUCAACUCGCUAACUUAAACGUUGAUGUAGUUUGA
Spodoptera littoralis (African cotton leafworm) is the source of this 783-nucleotide messenger RNA. The record is from the annotation of a GenBank genome assembly. NCBI's taxonomy places the organism in Eukaryota, Metazoa, Arthropoda, Insecta, Lepidoptera, Noctuidae.